Messenger RNA from Saccharomyces mikatae IFO 1815, 3648 nucleotides. It is a transcript of the gene SPF1, whose product is annotated as ion-transporting P-type ATPase SPF1. NCBI's taxonomy places the organism in Eukaryota, Fungi, Ascomycota, Saccharomycetes, Saccharomycetales, Saccharomycetaceae. The record is from RefSeq and is a predicted model, not a curated record. The transcript has a single exon. Gene Ontology annotation, biological process: intracellular calcium ion homeostasis. The coding region runs from base 1 to 3648 and encodes 1215 amino acids. Gene Ontology annotation, molecular function: ATP binding; P-type ion transporter activity; ATP hydrolysis activity. Gene Ontology annotation, cellular component: endoplasmic reticulum membrane.
AUGACAGAGAAAUCAUUUGUGAGCAGCCCUAUUGUUAGGGACUCGGUAUUAUUGGUGCCAAAGUCAUUAAUAGCCAAGCCGUACGUUUUACCGUUUUUCCCAUUAUACGCUACUUUUGCCCAAUUAUAUUUUCAACAAUAUGAUCGCUAUAUUAAAGGACCUGAGUGGACUUUUGUUUAUUUGGGGACAUUGGUGUCUUUGAAUAUCCUGGUUAUGUUAAUGCCUGCUUGGAACGUCAAGAUUAAGGCUAAAUUUAACUACAGUACCACCAAAAAUGUCAAUGAAGCUACUCACAUUCUUAUCUACACCACACCAAAUAAUGGUGCUGAUGGUAUUGUAGAAAUUCAAAGGGUUACUGAGGCAGGCUCUUUGCAGACUUUUUUUCAGUUUCAAAAGAAAAGAUUCUUAUGGAAUGAAGGUCAGCAGGUUUUUUCCUCACCAAAGUUCCUCGUUGAUGAAUCGCCAAAGAUUGCUGAUUUUCAGAAAUGCAAGGGCCAUUCCGGUGACUUAACUCACUUGAGGAGGCUAUAUGGUGAGAACAGUUUUGAUAUUCCUAUUCCGACCUUUAUGGAGUUAUUCAAAGAGCACGCUGUUGCACCAUUGUUUGUUUUCCAAGUUUUCUGUGUUGCAUUAUGGUUAUUAGAUGAGUUUUGGUAUUAUUCUUUGUUCAACUUAUUCAUGAUCAUUUCUAUGGAAGCAGCUGCAGUUUUUCAAAGAUUGACUGCAUUGAAGGAAUUUAGAACUAUGGGUAUUAAGCCUUAUACCAUCAACGUACUUAGAAAUAAAAAAUGGGUGCCUUUACAAACUAAUGAAUUGUUACCUAUGGAUUUAGUCUCUGUAACAAGAACUGCCGAAGAUAGUGCAAUGCCUUGUGAUUUGAUUCUGCUCGAUGGUUCAUGUAUUGUUAACGAAGCAAUGCUUUCAGGUGAAUCUACUCCGCUGUUAAAGGAAUCCAUCAAAUUGCGUCCUAGUGAAGACAGUUUACAGCUGGAUGGUGUUGACAAGAUUGCGGUACUACAUGGUGGGACAAAAGCUUUACAAGUUUCUCCUCCUGAACAUAAAUCGGAUAUCCCACCUCCACCUGAUGGAGGUGCUUUAGCCAUUGUCACUAAGACUGGGUUUGAAACAUCUCAAGGUUCAUUAGUUCGUGUUAUGAUUUACUCUGCUGAACGUGUUUCUGUCGAUAAUAAGGAGGCGUUGAUGUUCAUCCUUUUCUUGUUAAUUUUCGCUGUCGUUGCAUCCUGGUACGUUUGGGUUGAAGGUACAAAAAUGGGUAGAAUUCAAUCCAAAUUAAUCUUGGACUGUAUCUUAAUUAUAACAUCUGUUGUUCCUCCUGAAUUGCCAAUGGAAUUGACCAUGGCCGUAAACAGUUCCCUGGCUGCCCUUGCCAAGUUUUAUGUCUAUUGUACAGAACCAUUUAGGAUCCCCUUUGCUGGUAGAAUUGAUGUUUGUUGUUUUGAUAAGACUGGUACUUUGACCGGUGAGGACCUUGUGUUUGAGGGUCUAGCUGGUAUUUCUGAAGACUCGGAGAAUAUUCGUCACUUAUACAGCGCAGCUGAAGCGCCAGAAAAUACUAUUCUUGUCAUUGGUGCUGCUCAUGCCUUGGUUAAAUUGGAUGAUGGUGAUAUUGUUGGAGAUCCAAUGGAAAAGGCAACCUUGAAUGCUGUUGGUUGGGCUGUCCAAAAGAAAAAUAGUAACUAUAGAGAAGGUACCGGUAAAUUGGAUAUCAUCCGUAGAUUUCAAUUUUCUUCCGCUUUAAAAAGGUCUGCUUCUAUUGCUUCUCACAACAAUACCUUGUUUGCUGCUGUUAAGGGUGCACCGGAAACUAUCCGUGAUAGACUUUCCAACAUUCCCAAGAAUUACGACGAGAUUUAUAAAUCCUUUACGCGUUCUGGUUCAAGAGUUUUGGCCUUGGCUUCUAAGCAAUUACCAAAGCUGUCACAAUCUAAAAUUGAUGACUUAAAGCGUGAUGAUAUUGAGUCCGACUUGACUUUCAAUGGAUUUUUGAUUUUCCAUUGCCCUUUGAAGGAUGAUGCUAUUGAAACUAUCAAAAUGUUAAAUGAAUCUUCCCACCGCUCCAUUAUGAUUACUGGUGAUAACCCAUUGACAGCCGUUCAUGUGGCUAAGGAAGUUGGAAUCGUUUUUGGUGAAACUUUAAUUUUAGACAGAGCAGGUAAAUCAGAUGAUGGUCAAUUGUUGUUCCGUGAUGUUGAAGAGACAAUUUCUAUUCCAUUCGAUCCAUCAAAAGACACUUUCGAUCAUUCCCAAUUAUUUGAUAGAUAUGAUAUUGCUGUUACUGGUUAUGCUUUGAAUGCCUUAGAGGGACAUUCCCAACUAAGGGAGCUAUUGCGUCACUCCUGGGUUUAUGCACGUGUAUCACCAUCCCAAAAGGAGUUUUUGUUAAAUACACUAAAAGAUAUGGGGUAUCAGACUUUAAUGUGCGGUGAUGGUACUAAUGAUGUCGGUGCUCUGAAACAAGCCCACGUUGGUAUUGCAUUGUUGAAUGGUACUGAAGAAGGUUUGAAAAAGUUGGGUGAACAACGCAGAUUGGAAAGUAUGAAAAUGAUGUAUAUGAAGCAAACUGAAUUCAUGGCUAGAUGGAAUCAACCACAACCACCUGUUCCUGAGCCAAUUGCACACUUAUUCCCACCUGGUCAAAAAAAUCCUCAUUAUCUAAAAACUUUAGAAAGUAAAGGUACUGUCAUUACACCAGAAAUCAGAAAAGCAGUUCAAGAAGCAAAUUCUAAACCCGUCGAAGUUGUUAAGCCGAAUGAGCUUUCAGAGAAGAAACCUACUGAUUUAGCUUCUAUGUUGUUAAAUUCUGCCGGUGAUGCCCAAGGCGAUGAAGCCCCAGCACUAAAGUUGGGUGAUGCCUCCUGUGCAGCUCCCUUUACUUCUAAGCUUGCCAAUGUUUCUGCUGUUACCAACAUUAUACGUCAAGGUCGUUGUGCUUUGGUUAACACUAUUCAAAUGUACAAAAUUUUGGCAUUGAAUUGUUUAAUUAGUGCUUAUUCUUUGUCCAUCAUUUACAUGGCUGGUGUCAAGUUUGGUGAUGGCCAAGCAACUGUCUCUGGUUUGUUAUUAUCGGUCUGUUUCUUGAGUAUCUCCCGCGGUAAACCUUUGGAGAAGCUAUCGAAGCAAAGGCCACAAUCUGGAAUAUUCAAUGUUUACAUUAUGGGAUCCAUUUUGUCUCAAUUCGCCGUUCAUAUUGCCACUUUGAUCUACAUCACAACAGAGAUUUAUAAACUGGAACCUAGGGAACCACAAGUUGACCUUGAAAAGGAGUUUGCUCCAUCAUUAUUAAACACAGGUAUUUUCAUUAUUCAAUUGGUGCAACAAGUUUCUACAUUUGCUGUUAAUUAUCAAGGUGAACCAUUUAGAGAAAACAUUAGAAGUAACAAGGGUAUGUAUUAUGGUUUAUUGGGUGUGACAGGAUUGGCACUUGCAAGUGCUACUGAAUUUUUCCCUGAGCUGAACGAGGCUAUGAAGUUUGUGCCAAUGUCGGAUAAUUUUAAGGUUAAAUUAACUUUAACAUUAUUACUUGAUUUCUUUGGUAGUUGGGGUGUUGAACAUGUUUUCAAAUUUUUCUUCAUGGAUGACAAACCAUCUGACAUUUCGGUCCAAAAAGUAAAGAUUGCAUCCAAAUGA